AUGAAAUUGCUUCUGUAUCUGACUCUUCUCUGGAAAAUAGUUUCUUUGGCUCAAAGUUAUAAAGUGUUAUUGGUAUUCCCGGUGCCUUCCAAAAGCCACUUUAUUCUAGGAAAUUCUUUAGCGAGAGGUCUAGCUCAAGCUGGACAUGAAGUAACGUUAAUUAGCCCGUUUGCCGACGAAAAUCCACCAAAGAACUACAAAGAUGUUGUUUUAACGGGAUUCAUGCAAAUCAAAAAAGAACAAACCAUCUUUAAUGUAUUUGAUAUGGAAAAAAUGCAUCCCAUGUUAAGCGUCUUUAUCAUGAACGUGAUCGGUAAUCAACUAGCCAACGCUACGCUUGGCCACCCCAACGUCCAAAAUUUGCUGUCAUCAAAUGAAGAGUUUGACGUAAUAAUUAUCGAACAGUUUAAGAAUAAAGCCAUAAACGCUUUACAGUGGCACUACAACGCUCCGUUAAUUCUAUUCAGUACCAUCGGUCCAAGUUUCUGGGUUAACGGCUUCACUGGGAACCCUUCACCACCGUCUUACAUACCGGAUAUGUUCUUGAGUUAUACAAGUGAAAUGAAUUUUUGGCAGAGAACUUUUAACUUUAUAAUGACGCUUUAUGAAUAUAUAAACGAUUACUACUUAGUUUCCACGGCACAGACAGAAAUCUUGAAAUCAUAUUUUCCACAUUGUCCUGAUGCUGAAGCGGCAAUUAAUAAUGUUUCUUUGGUACUUUUAAACUCACACGAAAGUUCAAAUCAACCUGUACCUACAACCCCCAGUAUGAUAGGAAUCGGUGGUUUCCAUAUAAAACCUCCCAAAGGACUUCCGACAGAUUUAAAACACUUUAUGGAUAGUGCCAAAGAAGGUGUGGUUUAUUUUAGCAUGGGUUCAAAUAUAGAAUCAUCUGAUAUUAAUAAUGAUACCAAACACAGUAUUAUUAAAGCUUUGUCAAAAUUAAAGCAGAAGGUGCUUUGGAAGUAUAGCGAAGAUCUUCCAGAGAAACCAGGAAAUAUUAAAUUGGGUAAAUGGUUUCCGCAGCAAGAUAUACUCGCUCAUCCAAACACUAAGCUGUUUAUUACUCACGGAGGAUUGUUAAGUACACUAGAAACCAUCUACCAUGGAGUACCAGUACUCUCUUUACCUGUAUAUGGCGAUCAGAAAAUGAAUGCCGCUAAAGCACAAUCUAUAGGAUAUGGUCUGCUAAUUCCGUUUUCGCAAAUAACAGAAGAGAUUAUGACAGAGCAAUUGAAUAAACUUUUAAAUGAUCCAAAAUACCGCUCGAAUGCCAAGACCAGAUCUGUCCUGAUGCACGACCGACCAACAAAACCUCUGGAUCUAGCUAUUUAUUGGACGGAAUUUAUUGCGAGGCACCGAGGAGCACCACAUUUAAGGAUGACUGCCUUAGAUUUGACUUGGUAUCAGUAUCUAUCGCUAGAUGUAGUUGCCUUUUUAGGGUUAAUUACGUUUAGUAUAAGUGUAGCUUUUUAUAUUGUAAGUAAGAAAAUCCUUAGUUUUUGUACAAGUAAAAAAAUAAAGAAAGACUGA
Messenger RNA from Diabrotica balteata, 1533 nucleotides. Lineage: Eukaryota; Metazoa; Arthropoda; Insecta; Coleoptera; Chrysomelidae. The record is from the annotation of a GenBank genome assembly.